CGGAUGAGGUCACUCUUUGUGGCGGCUGCUGUUGGCAAGAUGGCGCCGGUGCUGGCGGAGAAGAAGCUGCUGGGGCCAGACGGGCCCGCGCCUGCCGAGUUCCCCAGCGAGGAGGAAGAAGGCCAGAGCCUCUGGCUUUCAAUACUGAGUGAAGUUUCUACUCGGUCAAGGUCUAAACUACCCUCUGGCAAAAAUAUUCUUGUUUUUGGUGAUGAUGGCUCAGGCAAAACAACACUAAUGACUAAAAUACAAGGAGCAGAACAUGGCAAGAAAGGAAGAGGGCUGGAAUACCUGUACCUGAACAUUCACGACGAGGAUCGAGAUGAUCAGACCCGCUGCAAUGUCUGGAUUCUUGACGGGGACUUGUACCAUAAAGGGCUCUUAAAGUUUGCUGUUUCACCCGAAUCGUUGCAAGAGACCCUGGUAAUCUUUGUGGCAGACAUGUCGAGACCAUGGACUAUUAUGGAGUCUUUACAAAAAUGGGCCAGCGUCUUGCGUGAACAUAUUGAUAAGCUGAAAAUUCCCCCUGAGGAGAUGAGAGAUAUGGAACAGCGAUUCAUGAAGGCGUUUCAGGAGUAUGUAGAGCCUGAGGAAGGCUAUCAGGGAUCACCACAGAGAAGAGGCCCAUCGGGCCAAGAUGAUGAAAACGUUACUUUACCACUUGGGGACAAUGUGCUGACCCACAACCUUGGGAUCCCUGUGAUAGUUGUUUGCACGAAGUGUGAUGCAGUGAGCAUACUAGAGAAGGAACAUGACUACAGAGAAGAACAGUUUGACUUUAUUCAAUCCCACAUUCGCAGAUUCUGCUUACAGUAUGGCGCAGCCUUGAUUUAUACAUCAGUUAAGGAGGAAAAGAACCUCGACUUGUUGUAUAAGUACAUUGUACAUAAAACAUACAGCUUUCACUUUACCACACCUGCCUUAGUGGUAGAAAAGGACGCAGUUUUCAUACCUGCUGGCUGGGACAAUGAAAAGAAAAUUGCCAUCCUGCAUGAAAACUUUACAACGGUGAAACCUGAAGAUGCAUAUGAAGACUUCAUUGUAAAACCACCAGUAAGAAAGUUAGUGCACGAUAAAGAGCUUGCAGCAGAAGAUGAACAAGUGUUUCUUAUGAAGCAGCAGUCUUACCUUGCCAAGCAGCCAGCUACACCUACAAGGGCUUCUGAAUCACCUGCAAGAGGGCCUUCUGGAUCACCGAGACCCCAGGGCAGGCCUUGUCCUGCCAGCGUCCCCAGUGCCUCGCCGAUAGCAUCAGUUAAGAAACCAGACCCAACUAUUAAAAAUAAUGCUGCCAGUGAAGGCGUGCUGGCCAGCUUCUUCAACAGUCUAUUGAGUAAAAAGACCGGCUCUCCUGGAAGUCCUGGAGCAGGAGGCGUGCCAAGUACAGCCAAAAAAUCAGGGCAAAAAACUGUUUUGACGAACGUUCAAGAAGAACUGGAUAGAAUGACUCGCAAGCCAGACUCGAUGGUAACGACCAACUCCUCUCCGACAGAGAACGAAGCUUGAUAAUGCUUAAACCUGCAUAUGUAAAUGACCAAAUAACUAUGUACAUUGAUCCGAUAAGACCAGGAGCUCUCUGCUGUGGCAGAUUCUAUAAGUUUUCUUGGGGCAGGGAGAAAUGAAAUUUAACCUUCAUUGGCUUGUCCUGGGUAUCAAGUGCACAUUCAGGAAGAUUUGCAUAUAAAUUUCCUCUGUUUUAAGAUAACCAUUUUAGAGUUUCAAUAGGGCAAUUCUCUUGAUUUUGGGGGGUGGCGACCAAGGGGCAGCAGUGGUUCUCAUAGGAAGAGCACAGAGACAUGAGAUGCGGAAAUCUGGUUGAAAUGGCACGAAAGAAGAAACGAAGUCCCCUUUCCCCGAACUUGCUGGAGUUGGCCAUUGGCAACGUACUUGGGAGAGAAUGUGGUGUAGUGGAAUGUUGGUUAGAUGAAGAGUGUAUAAAAUGCUGCAUUAAAAAAAAAAAGGAGAAAUGCGAGAUCUGGCUUGAUAGAUGCAAAAAGCAAGUUGGACAGACCAGAGGGAACGAAACCAGUGUUAAUGAACCCUGUGUUUGAAUAUAUAGAUCAGAUAAUCACUGUUUAAAAAACAAACAAAAAGCCUUCACAAUUUGAAAGUGCUUGAGGCUUAAACACUGAGCAUCAUGGGAAUUAUUUUCUUGAUCUAAAAUUGCAUUUUUUUUAGUUUUAACAAGGAGAUGCAUUUUUAAAAAAUAGGUGGGUGCCCUUUUUGUCUUAGCUGACACAGGGAGAAUCUUGCUUAGACCAAGUGCCUGGCACAGUGUGAGAUGUGUCCUUAGGAGGUGCUUGAAUCUUUUGUGCACUGUAGUACAAACAACCUCUGUUUGGCUUUAUUUUAAAACUUGGUAAUUGUGGACAGUUGUGUUUUAAUUUUAAAACCCUAUUUUUUUCUGAUUGCUUCUGCCUUGUGUAUCUGUGUGUUUUUUUCUCUAAAUACCAGCCACCUGAUCUGUUAAGAAGAAUGGGUGACAUAUCACUUCCCCAUAAUGCAAUGUGUUACAGAAUAAUUGUUUCUUUUUUUUCCAUAGUUAAAAUUGUGGAACUUAAAAAAAAAAUAUCCUGAAUCCUGCCUUAAGGUUUAUAAAACCUGUGGUGGUUUCUGGUAGACUUCCAAAUAUUUUGUUUCAGUAAACAAUAGAAGUGUGUAGGUUUCCAUCGAUAAAACAUAGAGCUUAAUGGCUUUGUGACAUCUAUGCCUUCCCCCUUCAAUGUAGCCUUUUCAGUCUAGAAGGAAGGCUCAUGAUUAUCCCUCAUUGCUCUUUGGAUUGGUGCCCACAGCCACUGUGAACAGUGGUUCUAUGGAAGAUUCCCACGGUUACUGAAAUAGCACUGAGUUUCUGUAUGGAAUCAUUGACGGAGAAACACUACCUUACAUUACAUUAUCAAACGUGUUUGUAUUUGACAUACUGAAGGGGGGGAAAAUACUCCACUGUAUGAAUUAUGCAGAGUUUACUUUUAUUGAUAACGGAUUUGUGUGUAAUGCAAGAUCUUCUUUCUGGAUAGAACACCCCUAAUAUUUAUAUAAAUAUAUAUAUAUAUAUUGUUAAACAUUGCCGAACGGAUUGACCACUAACACAGUACUGGAUGUAAUUGCAAGCCCUGUGUUCCUGAAAAGAGGCCAUGUCUCCUUGUGUUUUUAAGUCUGUCUAACACUAUCUAGAAAGCUAAGAGUAUUUACUUGCAUUAAUGUUAAAAGCAUGUUUACAUGUGCCAGUUAUUUUAUUAUUUUUUACAUUUUUAUAAGUUUUGGAACCUCACAUCCACAGUUGCCUAGAUUUUUAAAUGGAGAAGUUGUGAUCAGAGGGUCUGGUUUAUGGUUCUCCUGCCUCUUUAGAUAUGGCAUGUGAAGCAUUGGAUGCAAGUCUAAAAGUGCAAUCUUGGAACCUCCUUGGCUGAUGACGUUUACAUCCCAUCUUUAUGAUGCUGUUGGUGUGCUGUUGUUGCAGCUGCAGCGAGUCUGGCAUUGAGACUCUUUCUCUGCCAUGUGGAAGCAUGUAGCAAGGUAUCUCAUGCUGGGAUGGUUCAAUUCAUGUGAGAUUGGGGGGGGGGCAUGGCCAUUCUAUUGCUGCUUGGAGGGGCCACGACAUGGUGCUGAAGCAGCUACUUUAUGUGCAAAAGGUUCAACCUCUGGCAUCUGCAGUUAAAAGGAUCUAAUGUAGCCAGUACUGGGGAAGGCCUUUCUCUGCCUGAGACCCUGGAGAGCCAUUGCCAUUCAGAGUAGACUGUAGUGAGCUAGAUGGACCAGUGGUUUAACUUGGUACAAGGCAGUUUCAUACAUAUAUACCAUAUAUGUAUACUACCUUGCCAUGACUGCCUAAUGCAUAUGGUGACUGAGGGCUAACUUUGGUUUUGUGGGAGGCACCUUUCAGUUUGGGAAAUGAAAUAUCAGCAGUGAAAAGGGCAGGUUGGCUAAGCGUUUCCUGAUGGUAUGCAGUUGGGAUGCAAGCCUCACUCCGCAACCGUGUGUUUUCUUUUAUUAUUUUUUUGUUAUUAAAACAGAUACGCACUUUGUGUACAAGUGGCUCCUGAAGUUUUUUUUUAUUUUUAUAAAAUGAACAUUAGAUAUCCUGUAAAUGAGCAAAAGCCAACAAUUAUACCACUUGCCAGUUGUUCAAAAGAGUGCUUGGACCCAAAUGGAAGUUUGACUUAAAGAGAAAAAAAAAUUCCCUUUUCCUUGUUGCAAGUGAAUGCUCCUAGUUUUUCAAAGGAAUGAAACUGUAAGUAAUGUGGAUAUGUGUCGGUCGCCAAAGUCUAGCAACUUUGGAAAGCUGCACAGUUAAUUUUUCCCCCUGGUGUUCUCAAGCAUUGGAACCAAAGGCCAAACUGCAAAACAGCCUUUAUGUUUUUUUAACAAAAUACAAUUAAUUUUGUUUUCAGGAUUACACUUGUACGGUAGACUGUUAUAAGAAAUUACAUGGUUAUAUUUAUAUUUACAGUAUAGUGACUGCAUCUACUGUUCAUGUUUAAAUUAAAGAAAUAAUCAAUUCAACUUGAAGGCAAAAUAUAAAGAAUUAAGGAUUGG
This is a messenger RNA of Gekko japonicus, 4536 nucleotides long. RefSeq names its product dynein, cytoplasmic 1, light intermediate chain 2 (gene DYNC1LI2). Gene Ontology annotation, cellular component: centrosome; cytoplasmic dynein complex. NCBI's taxonomy places the organism in Eukaryota, Metazoa, Chordata, Lepidosauria, Squamata, Gekkonidae. The record is from RefSeq and is a predicted model, not a curated record. Gene Ontology annotation, molecular function: dynein heavy chain binding. Gene Ontology annotation, biological process: microtubule-based movement; microtubule cytoskeleton organization. The transcript is spliced from 13 exons. The coding region runs from base 4 to 1506 and encodes 500 amino acids.